CUCCCACUCUUUUCUGACUGGUCGGAACCUCAAGAAAAGAAAAUCAAAGGGAGAAACACACUGGAAUACACUUGAACUGCUGGCAGGAGCCUUUAGGAUACAUCCAGUUACUACUGCUUUGUAGAAUGUGGAUAUAAGCUGUUGUUCAAGCAGGUGGCCGGGGAGUUGUCUGUGUGUGUGGAACCAUGUGGAUUUUCCUCUACACCCUGACCUUGUUCCUUGGCUUUGGGUCAUGUGACACACUGGGAUCACAGGAAGACAUACAAUGCCCAUCCUUACAAGUUGAAGAAUGGAGGUUUUCUCCGCAACCCACGGACAACAUUACUGGUUUUAAUCUGGUCCGGCGUUUUGCUCUGCUCAAGAGCCCAGAUGUCAAAAAGAUCCGUAACCCUCGAGGACCCACCAUCCUCCGUCUGGGAAAGACAGCAGUCCUCCGCCCAACAGAUCAGGUGUUCCCUCAUGGUCUACCUGAGGACUUCUCCUUGAUAUUUACCAUGGCAUUGAAGAAGCCAGCGCUCAGAGACACCACCUACCUCCUUCAGAUAUCAGAUGAACAAGGAUAUCCACAGCUCUCCAUAGAUCUCAACGGCCCCGAAGGAACGCUCUCAUUUCGAGCCAAAGGUUUGACUCCAGAGGCUGAACCUGUGAGCUGUGUUUUCUCUGGGGAGGCCGUGGAGUCACUGAUGGACCUGCGCUGGCACAAGGUGGCACUCAGUGUGGAAAAAGAUGUUGCAUCCCUCAACGUGGACUGCAGCUCCACUGAGACGCAACCUCUGGAACCCCGCGGGACCAUUUCAAUUGACGGACACACCAUCAUUGGAAUGAGGGCUUCAGAUGCCAGGCCUGUGCAGCUGGACAUUCAGCAGCUGAUGCUGUAUUGCGACCCGACGCUGGCAAUUGAAGAGACGUGUUGUGAAAUACCAGGUGCUCGGUGUCCUAAUGAUACCCCGAAGAGCCGGAGAGCUGCCGAAAAUGAAUUGAUGGAAAACAUCUUUGACCAGGGAGUGUUUGGGCAGAAAGAAUUGACCGAGAAGAUUAUCAGUCUCGGCGGAGUUUCGGGUCUGAAGGGUGAGAAAGGUGACCGGGGUUACGACUGUUCUGGCGGCGAUUCACGCUCAUGUGCAGAGGGGCCCAAGGGACAAAAGGGUGAAAAGGGAGAGGCGGUGAUGCCUGCCAGCUGGGGUGAAGUUGCUCGCUAUGUGGGAGAAAAGGGUCAAAAGGGUGAGAGCGGUCUUCAGGGUCUCACUGGGACUCCAGGAAAAGAUGGUCGCGCUGGCUCUAUAUGUGUGGUCGGUCCCAAGGGACAGAAGGGUACCCCAGGUUUGGUGGGUCCAGAGGGCUUGGCUGGGGAGCCGGGAAAACCUGGGCUUCCCGGUCCACCAGGAUCUGGAAAACCUGGUCUCCCUGGUCCGCCUGGUGAGCCAGGAGGUGCUAAAGGAGACAAGGGUGAUAGUGGACCACAAGGGGAGGACGGUUUGCCUGGUGAUCCAGGACCAAGGGGACCAGCCGGGUCUAAAGGAGAAAAGGGUGACCCAUGUGAAGUGUGUCCAGUACUGCCUGCUGACAUCGGGAACACAGUGGCCCUCCAGGGAAAACCAGGCCCUAAAGGAGAGCCAGGUGUUCCAGGAAGGGGAGAAAGGGGACUGCCUGGACUGCAAGGUGCAGAUGGCAAGGCAGGAGAAAAGGGAGAAAAGGGAUCAGAUGGCGCCAAAGGAGAAAGGGGAGAGUGUACAGUGUGUCCCACUCUUGGAGAGCUCCCACCAAACCCAGCGCCGUCUCAAAACUUGCCGCAGAGAGGCCAGAAAGGAGAAAUUGGACAAAAAGGAGAACAAGGAGAUACGGGAAAAGUUGGACCACCUGGGCUGCGAGGAGAAAAGGGGAAUGCAGGGAGCCGAGGAGCAGAUGGCAAACAGGGGAAACCCGGACCAAGAGGAGCGAGUGGCAAGGACGGACAGAGAGGUGCAAAGGGUGAGCAAGGACUUCCAGGUCUGGGUGUCCCUGGCAUGAAGGGUGAGAAGGGCGAGUGUGGAGUGUGCCAGCCAUUCGAGGUUGGCAGCGGCCCUACCAACAUCAGAGUGCAGGAGGGGACUGCAGGCAAGCCGGGCGAUCCAGGCCCUCAGGGCCCACCAGGACCACCAGGACCGAGAGCUGAUGGCAAGCCGGGACCUCCAGGACUUACUGGUCAGAAAGGUGACAAGGGGGACCAAGGAGAGCAAGGUGAUAGAGGUCUGGAUGGAUCUCCCGGAGUGCCAGGUUUACCUGGAGAGCCAGGGCUUGAUGGGUUAACAGGCCUAAAAGGAGAAAAGGGUGAUGCUUGUACCAGCUGUCCUUCCAUAAACACUGCAGUAGGUGAUGGAGUAGCUGUGCCUGGACCCAAAGGAGAGAGAGGGGAGCCUGGUGCGCCUGGAGAAGGAAAGCCAGGAAAAAAUGGUAAACCCGGCUUGCCAGGCAUCCAAGGGCCUGCUGGCCCAAAAGGUUCCAAGGGGGCACCUGGACAGGCUGGAAUUGGACUGCCAGGACCUAAGGGUGCAGAGGGACUACCAGGCUCUCCGGGUCUCACGGGACCGCAGGGAACUCCCGGGAUACCGGGCCCAGCUGGACCAGCCGGAGAUAAGGGCAGCAGAGGAGAAGCUGGACCCCCAGGACCACAGGGUCCAAUGGGAGUGGGAGUCGUUGGGCCCCCGGGCAAAGAUGGCGUCCCUGGCUCUAAAGGAUCACCUGGUGCUGACGGCAGACCUGGACGUGAUGGAGCCAAGGGGGACAAGGGAGAACCUGGGGAGUGCAACUGCUUGAUCUCCUCGCACACUGGCAACGGUGGACCUGGAGCUCCAGGAACUCCCAUCAACAUGUGGCAGCCAGGGCCUCAGGGACCCCCUGGACCUCCCGGUCCUCCCGGGCCACCAGGGCCUCAAGGUGUCGAAGGAAUACAGGGACCUCAGGGUAUCCCUGGAAACGACGGGUUACCGGGCAAACAGGGUUUACCUGGAUUCAGCAACAUUCUUCAGCGACUGCCUCAAGAUGCCACGGGUGGAGAUGGUGAUGAGGCGUGUAUUGGUGGCUGUUCCCCGGGGUCCCCUGGAGUACCAGGCACGACUGGAGCCAAGGGAGAGAAGGGAGAUCAGGGCAAGCCCGGAGUUACUCAGUUGGAUAGCUGUGACAAAUGUCUGGAAAGACUGCAGAGGGAGCAGGCGACGCAGCCAGAUAAUGAUAGACGAGGAACCCCUGGGAUCCCAGGGACACCUGGCUCUCCGGGAAUCAGGGGAGAGCCGGGAAUCCCUGGAGAUAGAGGUCCAUCUGGAAUACCAGGAAACAUGGGACCUCCAGGUUUUCCAGGUCCCCCAGGCCCAUCUGGUCCAUCGGGACAGCAAGGAGAGAAAGGACCAGCAGGACUCCCUGGGCUGAAGGGUGAACAGGGUUCCCCAGGCACGCCAGGGUAUCCAGGUGCCAUGGGACCACCAGGAUUGCCAGGACUCAAAGGUGAACGCGGAAGCCAAGGAGGCGCCGGUCACAAAGGAGAAUCUGGUCCUCCGGGUCCCCCUGGGUAUCCGGGACAGGCUGGUGCACCGGGCAUAAAAGGAGACACAGGACCAGCAGGACCUUCGGGAUCCAUUGGAGAGCGGGGUUUGCAAGGUCCGCCUGGAUUCCCAGGACCUCCUGGUCCACCGGGUCCAGCCGGCAAAAGUGGGAGAGAAGGCCUCCCUGGGCUCAAGGGUGAAAAGGGAAAUGACGGCUUACAAGGCCCGCAGGGUUCGACUGGACCUCCGGGUUCACCUGGCUCUCCAGGACUGAUGGGGCCCCCCGGCAUUGAAGGCGUAGACGGAAAAGAUGGAAAACCUGGGUUAAGGGGUGAGAUGGGCCCUCCAGGUCCGAUAGGACCGAGAGGAAUUCCUGGAUUCAAAGGGAAAACUGGCCAUGCUGGCUUCCCUGGACAGAAGGGUGAGGUCGGACCCGCGGGGCCGGCUGGACCUCCUGGCAGGCCAGGGCACGAGGGUGAUCCAGGAGCCCCAGGAGCUCAAGGGCGACCUGGACCUGCGGGCCAUGUGGGUUCCACAGGUCCAGCUGGACCCCCAGGCCCUCCAGGUCCACCUGGAUUGGGUAUUAAGGGUGAUAAAGGUCAAGCUGGAGAAAGAGGACUUCCUGGCAUGAAUGGACCACCAGGACAACCUGGGCAUCCAGGACUGAUGGGAGAGCCAGGGAGUGAAGGUCAACCCGGCAAAGAUGGAGCAGUCGGUUUACCCGGGGAAAACGGACAACCUGGUCAAAAGGGUGAGCCGGGUGCCCAGGGACAGAGAGGUGCUCCAGGUGAAAGAGGUAGGCCAGGCCCCCCUGGUGGUGGAGGAUAUCACUCCAAGGAUGCCCAGCCUAUGAUAGGCCCAGUCGGACCAAGGGGGGAGAGAGGAAGCCCUGGUUCUAUGGGUCCGCCCGGUCCUCCUGGAGCUGCUGGGACUCCGGGAAACGACGCGGUAGUUAAUUAUGAUGAAAUCAAAAACUUCAUCCGCCAGCAAGUCAUUAAGAUCUUUGAUGAGAGGAUGGGCUACUACAUGUCCCGCAUACAGAUGCCAGUGGAAAUGGUAGCAUCGCCCGGGCGGCCUGGGCCCCCAGGGAAGGACGGUGCACCGGGUAAUCCUGGAGCACCUGGGUCACCAGGCAUUCCUGGGCAGAUUGGACGACAGGGACGACCGGGAGCCCAAGGACCACCAGGACAACGUGGAUCCCCAGGAGAGAAGGGAGAUAAGGGUGUUGGAGAAAUGGGAGAUGUGGGACCUCCGGGAGCUCCAGGUAUGCCAGGUCCUCCAGGCUAUGGUAAAAUGGGCCCCCCAGGCCCUGUCGGUCAGCAAGGUGUUCCAGGCAUCCCAGGGCCUCCCGGGCAGCAAGGUUCCAAGGGAAAUGACGGCAGAUGUAAUCCGAGUGACUGCAUGAGCCAUCAAGUAGAGUUCAGCCCCAAAGGCCCACCUGUCAAGGGGCCUUGGUAAAUGCCCACAGAUGAUGGAGAGAGGAGGAGAGGGCUGCAGCGCAGAGACUGAGGAGAUGAAAAAGCCAAAGACCAUGACCCAAUGUAAUUUAAUCUGACUACUUAAGAAAAAAAAAAUCUCGCCCAUACUUUUCUUCUGAAGCAUUUCACUUCACACAUAAGCUACAGGUACUGCCAAACUGCCUCGAGUGUGAGAGUUGAUUUAUGACCAUCAUUUACGACGUUCUCUUCCUCACCUGUAUCAUCCAACGACCCUGGCUGGUUAAAGGAACACGCUUUGAUUUCUUUAGUAAAUAUUCAGGCCAUCUUGUUUUGUUUUGUCAUGCAAAGGAAAUAUUCCUCGAAUGUUAAAAUCCCAAGGUAAUUGUUCAAACCCUGUUUGAGACACUUUGUAUAUACUAUAUUUAUAUCAGGUGCUCUUUCUAGUUUUUUUUUAAAAACAUGGCAUGAAUGUGGUUUUUAUUUUUUUAUCUUUUUGUUUUCAGCAGCAAAAAUGUUACAAUAUUUUUUUUUUUUUUUGUGCAGGAAGUUGUUUACAAGCUCGUUUCCUUUGUCUUUUUAAUCCAACGCAGCUACUUUUUUUUUUCCUCCAAGUUUUGGCAUUUAUUUACAAAAUGAUUCCUUCCAUUUAGGAUUUUGAGAUCGAGAGUUCAUUUGGUUGUCAUGACCACCCGGCUCUAUGGGCCUUACGGUUGACCUUAGAUAUCUUAUCCGAACAUCUGAUACAGAGUGGGAUUCACUUGACUAUUUAUUUGCCAAACCAGUGCUUGGUUUCUUCAAAAUGUCUGUCCGAAAUCAGAACUUCUGUCCAUCGCGCCAUCGUUAUGUAUACAGUUGUUUGCGUCGUGACAAUGGUUGCCUGUACCAUCAUGAGCCUUUUAUUGUUUUAUAAAAUAUUUGUGCAAAUAAUGAAGUUGUCUCAAAGUACUU
This is a messenger RNA of Synchiropus splendidus (mandarinfish), 5902 nucleotides long. RefSeq names its product collagen, type XVI, alpha 1 (gene col16a1). The coding region runs from base 186 to 4973 and encodes 1595 amino acids. The transcript has 70 exons. The record is from RefSeq and is a predicted model, not a curated record. NCBI's taxonomy places the organism in Eukaryota, Metazoa, Chordata, Actinopteri, Syngnathiformes, Callionymidae.